UAUGAUUUAAUGGAAAUAGAUAACAAAAAAGAUAGUGAACCAAGUGAUUCAGAAUAUGAUACUGCUGAAGAAGAACCAGAUAUUCAUUUCGAAAAAAUUAUAGAUUUCUAUAUUAAUAGAAUAACAAAAGCUGAAAAAUUAAAUGAAGGCAAAGUAUGUGAUUACUAUGCAUUCAUACCAAAAGGAUACUAUGCUGAAAAUGAGCCUUUAGGUUUCUUUGAAUCAAUCGAAGAAAAGAUUGUUAAUGUUUACAAAAGAGAGUUAGCUUUAAAGGGUGGAUUAAAGAUAAGAAUUGUGUUUAAUGCAUAUAUGAAGAAAAUUAAACUGGAAAUACCAAAACCUAUAUAUAAAACUUUUCCAUUCAAGCAUGAAACUAUAGAAAUAAUUAGAGAAGAUCAAAUCAAUGCAACUAUUGAAAAAGAUAUAAUGAAAUUAAAGACCAGAUUGAGGAUGAAGCAAUACAAGAAUCAGGAUAGUCAUUUGUUUGAGCAGAAGAAUGCAUAUUACACAAAAGAGAAAGCAAUAAAAGCUAAUAAAAAGCUACCACAUCUUAAUGAAAUCCGGAGACUUAGACAAAAUGCAAAUAUAGCAAAUUUUGAAGGUAUAAAAUUUCCAGCAACACUCCAUGAUAUAGAUAAAUUCAAAGAAAGCAAUCCUAAUUAUGCUAUUAAUAUAUUUAAACCAUUUUAUAGAGAAGCUUUUAGAAAAAUAAAAGUAGAUAUAGAUCCAUUACAUAUUUCAGAACAUAAUUAUCAAGUAGAGCAUAUGAUAGUUUUAUUAUAUUUAAUAGAAGGUGAAGAGAGUUUAAAUGAUCGAAAAAAUCAAAAUGAUAUACCAGAAGGCUUAAAAACACAUUAU
Molecule: messenger RNA, 858 nt
Organism: Dentiscutata heterogama
Lineage: Eukaryota; Fungi; Glomeromycota; Glomeromycetes; Diversisporales; Gigasporaceae
Source: the annotation of a GenBank genome assembly